Messenger RNA from Lathyrus oleraceus (garden pea), 2119 nucleotides. RefSeq names its product aminoaldehyde dehydrogenase 1, peroxisomal-like. The transcript is spliced from 17 exons. Lineage: Eukaryota; Viridiplantae; Streptophyta; Magnoliopsida; Fabales; Fabaceae. Gene Ontology annotation, molecular function: oxidoreductase activity, acting on the aldehyde or oxo group of donors, NAD or NADP as acceptor. Bases 189 to 1916 code for a protein of 575 amino acids. The record is from RefSeq and is a predicted model, not a curated record.
GAUUCUUAUCCUGUGUGGUUUUUCACUACUGAUUGGAUCCGUGCAGGCCAGAAGUUCCGAACUCUGUUGGAGUGUCCGAUUUGGAAAUUCCAGUUUCUUCUCCUGUCUUGGCUCGAGAUCCGGGCCAAGCCAGAAGUUCUGAUUUGCAUUUUGAAACCACAGGUGAGGUUAUUUGUGUUAUUGAGUAAAUGGCGUCCAAUGAGGGAUUUCUGACUGAAGGACAGAGGGAGAUGUUGAAAAUUGCUAGUGAAAAUGCAGAGAGUUUGUCGGCUUUAUCGUCUUCGCCCAAGUCACCGUCGUCCUUGCUUGCUGAUCAUCACAUCAAAGCUCCCGCUGGUGGUAAGGCUCAGACUGCUGGGAUUGCUGUGAGGCAUGUCCGAAGGUGUCACUCUGGGAAGUAUGGGCGGGCGAAGAAAGUAUCAAGUAGGCAGCUAUUCAUAGAUGGAGAUUGGAGAGCUCCUAUCCUCAACAAAAGAAUUCCAAACAUCAAUCCUUCCACUGAAAACAUCAUAGGAGAUAUACCUGCUGCUACUAAGGAAGAUGUUGAUCUUGCUGUGGAUGCUGCUAAAAGAGCCAUUUCCAGAAACAAUGGUAGAGAUUGGUCUGCUGCUUCUGGCUCUCUUCGUGCUCGCUAUCUUCGAGCCAUUGCUGCUAAGAUAAAAGAGAAAAAGAAUGAACUAGGGAAGCUGGAAUCAAUUGACUGUGGAAAACCGCUGGAGGAAGCACUAGCGGAUCUGGAUGAUGUUGUUGCUUGUUUUGAGUACUAUGCUGGGCUUGCUGAAGGGUUGGAUUCAAAGCAAAAAGCUCCUAUAUCUCUUCCUAUGGAUACCUUCAAAAGCUAUAUUCUCAAGGAGCCUAUUGGUGUUGUUGCGUUAAUAACUCCAUGGAACUAUCCUUUCUUAAUGGCAACUUGGAAAAUUGCUCCGGCUCUGGCGGCUGGUUGUGCUGCAAUAUUGAAGCCGUCUGAAUUGGCAUCUGUGACCUGUUUGGAGUUAGGCGAAAUAUGCAAAGAAAUUGGCCUUCCUCAUGGUGUUUUAAAUAUUGUCACUGGAUUAGGCCAUGAAGUCGGUGCUUCUUUGGCAUCCCAUCCUGAUGUAGAUAAGAUUUCUUUUACUGGUAGCUCAGCAACUGGGAGCAAGAUUAUGACAACUACGGCACAGCUAGUCAAGCCUGUUUCACUAGAGCUUGGUGGAAAGAGCCCGAUCGUUGUUUUUGAGGAUGUUGACCUUGAUAAGGUUGCUGAGUGGACUGUCUUUGGCUGUUUCUUUACUAAUGGUCAGAUAUGCAGUGCAACAUCUCGACUUAUUGUGCACGAAAGUAUAGUCGUAGAAUUUGUGGAUAAACUUGUCAAAUGGGCCGAAAACAUCAAAAUUUCGGAUCCGUUGGAAGAAGGUUGCAGGCUUGGACCUAUUGUCAGUGAAGCACAGUAUAAGAAAGUAUUGAAUUGCAUCUCAUCGGCUAAGAGUGAGGGUGCAACAAUUUUGACUGGUGGCCGUCGACCCGAGCAUUUAAAGAAGGGAUAUUUUGUUGAACCAACCAUCAUAACCGAUGUGACCACCUCGAUGCAAAUUUGGAGAGAAGAAGUAUUUGGACCUGUACUCGCCGUGAAAACAUUUAGCACCGAGGAAGAAGCUAUUAAUCUCGCAAAUGACACUCACUAUGGUUUGGGGUCUGCUGUAAUGUCAAACAAUUUAGAAAGAUGUGAGCGUCUAUCUAAGGCUCUUCAAGCUGGAAUUGUAUGGAUUAAUUGUGCUCAGCCAAGCUUUAUUCAAGCACUAUGGGGAGGCAUUAAACGUAGCGGCUUUGGCCGCGAAUUAGGAGAAUGGGGACUUGAGAACUACUUGAGUGUGAAGCAAGUUACUAGGUAUACAUCGGAUGAGCCGUGGGGCUGGUAUCAAUCACCUUCAAAGCUGUGAUAGUUAAUCAUAUUUCUAAAAUCUGGCAUGGAAUUAGGUGUUUGUGUGAGUAACACCAAGAUAUAUAAUGUUAUGUUAUAUAAACUGAAAUGCAAGAUAUUGAGUCAUCUUUGAAUAUGUCAGUUCUUGAUUAUUAAAUCAUAUCAGUAACUUUGUAUAUAUUUUGAUACAUUUAAGGCAAAAUUGGUUUGAAUUGGUAUAUA